Molecule: messenger RNA, 966 nt
Organism: Lampris incognitus (smalleye Pacific opah)
Lineage: Eukaryota; Metazoa; Chordata; Actinopteri; Lampriformes; Lampridae
Gene: plppr1
Product: phospholipid phosphatase related 1
Exons: 6
Coding region: 1-966 (321 amino acids)
Biological process (GO): signal transduction; phospholipid metabolic process; phospholipid dephosphorylation
Molecular function (GO): phosphatidate phosphatase activity
Source: RefSeq, a predicted model, not a curated record
AUGGCUUCCAACCACACCCAGCACAGCUCCUCCAUCAUCCCCUGCUUCAUCUUCCUGGAGCUGGUCAUCAUGUCUGGCACCGCCCUGCUGGCGUACUACAUGGAGUGCACGGAUCUGCUGGGCGUGCACGUGCAAGGCUUCUUCUGUAAUGACGCCGAGCUCAUGAAGCCGUAUCCUGGCGGUGAGGAGGCGGGGCUUAUUUCCCCGCUCCUCCUCUACUGUGUGGUGGCUGCUGCCCCCAUUGCUGUGGUUUUCAUCGGCGAGGUUUUCGGGUACGCGGUGAAGUCGACGCGUGAAAUGCUCUUGGCGCAGGAGAAGACCGUCAUCACAGGAGGCUGCUGCCACCUCAACCCCCUCAUCCGGCGGAUCAUCCGCUUCACGGGUGUGUUCGCCUUCGGCCUGUGUGCUACCGACAUCUUCGUCAACGCUGGCCAGGCGGUGACGGGGGGCCUCUCGCCUUACUUCCUGUCGGUCUGCAAACCCAACUACACGGCCACCAUGUGUCGCCAUGACAACCAGUUUAUCGCCGGUGGUGACGUGUGCACCGGGAGCCCCGCCGCCGUGCAGCAUGCCCGCCGCUCCUUCCCAUCUAAGGACGCCUCGCUGAGCAUCUAUGCUGCAGUCUACCUGACGAUGUACAUUACCAGCACUGUCCGGACCAAGUCCAGCCGCCUGGCCAAACCAGCGCUCUGUUUAGCCACACUCUGCUCCGCCUUCCUGACGGGCCUCAAUCGCGUCUCCGAGUACCGCAACCACUGCUCGGACGUGGUGGCUGGGUUUGUGCUGGGGUCGGCCGUGGCCCUGUUUCUGGGCACAUGUGUGCUUAACAACUUCAAAGGCGUCCACAGUGUAGCGGCCAAACAGAAAAAAGAUGACUACCGUGGUCUUCCAUUGUUAACCUUUCCCGGUGUGGAGAGUCCUCUGGAAACCCUGAGCGCACAGGUACCCUCACCUCCUCCCCCUUGA